This is a messenger RNA of Nematolebias whitei (Rio pearlfish), 3846 nucleotides long. RefSeq names its product FH2 domain-containing protein 1. NCBI's taxonomy places the organism in Eukaryota, Metazoa, Chordata, Actinopteri, Cyprinodontiformes, Rivulidae. Bases 213 to 2690 code for a protein of 825 amino acids. The record is from RefSeq and is a predicted model, not a curated record. The transcript has 12 exons.
GAGCAGAAACAGCUGGACAGAGAAGGCAGCUGUGCUCUCACAAACUCCAGCCAGCAAGCCCGCAACAAAAAGUUGGGAAUAAAUGCCUGACUCACUGGUGCUGGGAAGGUGUGGACUACCAUGGGAAUAAGUGACUUAACUGGGCGUGUCGUCAAACCCACAGGAUUGUAAAUACUUCUCGAACCUUCUAAGACACCCUACUGCAACAAGAGAUGCAUCUAGGAAGCUCUCCAGUUCCUCCACCUCCACCACCACCACCUCUUCUACCACCUCCACCACCAGCCCCUGGACUCCCUCUAUCCCAACAUGGACCAGGUCUCAUUGGUCGCCGACAGUCCAGGAUGCGCAACUUUAACUGGGAGACGCUUCCCAAACACAGCGUGAUAGGAAAACACAACAUCUGGACAGCCGACAAGACCGAUGGAGGAUAUGAGCUGGACACUGAUCACAUAGAGGAGUUGUUCAGCCAUAACCAUGGCCAGCAGCACCCCAAAGGCCUGAACCGUCACAGUCUCAGGGGGCAGCUGCCUUCUGGUCAUGGGGAAAUGGUUUCCAUCCUCAGCUCCAAGAGGAGCAUGAACAUUGGAAUAUUCCUGAAGCAGUUCAAGCGGCCAGUAAAAGACGUGAUUGAAGACAUUAAAUCAGGACGAGGUCUCAGUUUUGGCACUGGAAAACUACGAGAGCUCUGUAGGUUGUUGCCAGAUGAUGGGGAGCUGAAGCAGCUGGUUGGGUUUAAAGGUGACCCAUCUGCUCUACCAGAAGCUGAUCUUUUUAUGCUACUGCUGGUCAAGAUUCCCAGUUAUGAAGAAAGAUUGAACUGCUUAGUGCUGAAAGAUGAAUUUUUCCCCAUCAUGAAUGAAAUGAAAGAAUUCAUUGGCACUCUGACAGAAGCUGGGAAAGAGCUGUUAAUGUGCGACAAUCUUCAUUCUACCAUUCGCCUGGUGUUAAAGACGGGAAACUACAUGAAUGCUGGUGGUUAUGCAGGGAGUGCAAUUGGCUUCCGAAUGUCCUCUCUGCUGAAGUUAGCUGAUACCAAAGCAAAUAAACCUGGAAUGAAUCUCAUGCAUUAUGUUGUGAUGCAAGCUCAGAAGGCAGAUGUAACACUUCUGAAGUUUCCAGAACAGCUAAAGCACAUUGAAGCUGCAGCAAGAUUAAACAAAAGUGACAUUGAAGUUGAGUUUGAAAGGCAAGUGAAGAAAAUACAAGAUGCCAAAUCAAACACCUUGAAACAAGAAGAUCUAAAAGCACAGAUGGAGGACUUCAUAAAGGAAGCUGAGGCUUGCUUGGAAGAAACAGAGACUGAUCUGGAAGAGCUUCAGUCAGUUAGUGACUCAGUGGCAGAGUACUUCUGUGAAGACUCCCAGACUUUUAGACUGGAGGAAUGUUGCUCUAUUUUUCACUCUUUCUGUGAAAAGUUUAUUCGGGCCAUACAGGAAAACAAGGCCAGAGAGAUGGCAGAGGUGAAACGGAAACGUAUCGAAAAAUUACAGAACGCAGUGAAGCGCAGAUCCACGGCUACCUGCUCAAGCAGAGACAAAGAAAUGGACGGCAUUGCAUUAGAGUCUGUACUGCAGAACUUGCUCACCAAUCGCAGGAGACCUGGGACGCCUUUGUCCAUGCAUGGAAGCCCAAGGAGUGGUAGUCCUACUGACGGGAGCCUAUCCGAAAUCAGUUCUCAGACAAAUCUUCCUACUGGAAUUCAAAACUAUAAAAACAGAGCUAAUGAGAUGUGCAAAAAAGAGUGGAACUCAGCAAUUGAACUCACACAGACAUUUUCAAAAGAGAAAGUUCAGUUACAUUUUGAAAACAAUAAACCGGAAGGUGACAACACCCAUGAAGAAAAAAUCAAGUCUUCCCAAAAGGAGAACUCUCAGAAUGUAACACAGCAACCCCAAAAGACCUUCAGAGCCCUCUCAACAGUUAGAUCGUUCUCCGCCAACUCUGAGGAAGAUGAGGAAGACAUGCAAGACAACAAUGAGGAGGAGGCCCAAAAGUUGCGUGAAGCAUCUCGAAAGGUUUUGCAGUAUCAGAGCAGCCAUGGCAGUGCUUCGUCAGUGGACUUCUCUCUGGAAAACCAGAAAUCUCCUCCUACAAAGACCACCUUGCCUCGUCAGCUCACGUUUGAUGAGGAAACUCAAAGGUAUCCUGGUGACCCAACCAAUGAGGAUUUGGUUCAAUUUUUGCUCGGCCCUCAUUCUUCCUCAAAACGUAACCUCGGCCGCCGACAUACUCUACCUACUAAAAUUAAAGAGCAGAAAGAUAACCUGGAGAUCCAGUCUACAAUUAUAAGUCCAAAUCUUGUGCAACAGGUCAAAGAAUCCCAAGCAGGACAGAAUGUUGGACAUGAACCCUCAAAGCCAGUUUUUGAUUUCACUGAUCUUUCCCAGAACUUAAAGAAAUCCAGUGGUCAGGACCAGAAUUCUCCAUCAGCAGAAAAGAAAAGUAAACCAAACGAUCCUUCAGUCCAUUCUCCAGAUGGAGGCUUCCAGGAGCUAAACCUGAAGGACAAAUCAAUGGAGAGCACUGACAGCCACCAACAGAUAAAUAAUGAGAACGUUCUUCCAAGAAGUAACUGGUUUAAGACUGAGAACCCAGGAUUUUUUUUCAACUUUUUAAAACGCUUGGGAGAUUUGAGCAAACAGCAGAACAGCAAGGAAACCGUUCCUAAGGGCACAGAUUCUAGUGUGUAGACAUGGAAAAUACAUGACAACAUGUAUUAGUUUGAAGCUCAUGUAAUUGAAAACAUAAAUGUUAAUCAGCCAUUAAGAGUUGAAUUCAGGAAAUAUAUUAAUGAGAUAUAAUUACAUGUUAUAUCAUGAUGACAUUAUAGUGUUUUCCUUUAUUUGAAUUUUGAAAGGGAGUUUUAGGAAACUGAAGAAUGUUUGUAAGAUGGUAUUUUGUAUGUUGUACCACUAGAUGGCAAGAUUGGAUAGUAAAUUGAAAUGGAAGCUUGAGCUGUGACAAGCGUUUUAGCCUCUUUUUAAAGUUAGAGAGGCCAAACUGAGAUGGUUGGGACAUGUGCAGAGGAGGAAUAGUGGGUGUAUUUGGUAGAAGUAUGUUAGAAAUGAAGCUGUCAGGAAAAAUAUAAAGAGCAAUUCCAAAGAGGAGGUUAAAUGAUAUAGUUAGAAAGGACAUGGAAGUAUACGGAGUCAGGACAGAGGAUGUCGAGGACAGAGUGGAGGAUGACUCUGAAGAGGGAAGAGCUGAAAAAAAAAAAAGUUAUGAAAAGUGUUUUUAAUUUGCAGGCAAUUUGUAUGUUGGGUGUCAAAAGAAAGAUGGAAAAACUUGCCGUGAGGCAUUUGACUACACUUUUUAUCCAUAAAUAAUAUAUUUUGCUGCUCAGAAUGUCAACCAAACUUAGAUAAGUGAGUAGGUUUACACUGGUUUCUCUUUGUCAGAAAUGAAAAUCAAGAAUGUACAGAGAAAGUGUUGAGGCUGGUGAUAGAAGAGCAAUUUCAGCUUAGAAGAAAGAAACUGAAUCUGUAUUAAAAUAUGUUGCUGCAUCUAUUUUUAUAUGACUGUUUGCUUGUCUUUACUAAUUGUAUAUAAUUUUUUCCUAAUUUGAAGCUGUACAAUAAUUAAUAUAUUUUCAUUGCAAUUCUUCAGGUUCCUUGUUUCUUGUUUUAAAUCACAUCAUAUGUGCAUAAGCUUGUUGUUUAGUUAUACUGAAUGUAUUGUUCAUGUAAAAUGGGUCAGUGUCACAAAGACUGCGUCUAUCGGAACACUUCUGACCCAUGGAGAGUCUGGGAAAGUGAACAAUGCUGAUCCUAAACCAACACGUUAAAGGCAUGACAGUGAAGACCACAUAUGAUUCAACGAAUGUGAAUCUACAUCACAGCUAAAUAU